CUUAUGGUUAAGGAUGGCGUAAAAGUGUGGAGUAUAUUAUUGAUAAAAUUAGAGAUACUGUAAGUUUUGUGAAUGCAUCUGAAGCAAGGUUAGUCAGAUUUUCUGAGGUUGUCCAACAGUUACAGUUACCUACUAGAAAGCUAGUAAUGGAUUGCCCAACUCGUUGGAACUCAACUUACUCAAUGUUGACAGUGGCAUUAAGGUUAAGGGAAGCCUUUUUUUCAUAUAACGAAAGAGAAGUGGCAUAUGUUGCAUGUCCAACUGAGGAGGAGUGGGAUAAAAUUGAAAAAGUUUGUGAUAUUUUGGGAUUCUUCAACGAAGCAACUGAUAUUAUUUCAGGAAUUGAUUACCCUACAGCAAAUUUAUUUCUUUCACAAAUUUGUACUAUUAAGAAGGUGUUGGAUGAGGGGGCAAUUUCUACUGAUAAUUUUAUUGUGGAGAUGACUAAGAAGAUGAAAGCUAAAUUUGAUAAAUAUUGAGGUGAAUGUAAUCUCCUCAUGGCUUUUGGUGCAGUGAUGGAUCCAAGAAUGAAGUUUAUUGUAAUUGAGUAUGCCUACCCUAAGAUAUAUCAUGGAGAUGAAAGCAUGAGGAAUGUGCAGCAUGUUAGAUGUCUUCUCUAUGAAAUGUAUGAGGAAUAUGUUAGAAGUUCUGAAGCCGAAUUUGAUGGUGAUGGUGGUAUUGCAGGAGGGAGUUCAAGGAGCACAACCAAUUUAUUGCAAAGUGUAGACCAUCAAUCUACUUCUAAAAAAUAUAGUGGUUGGCAUGAUUUCACCUCAUUUGUCUCAUCCAAAAUAAGCCCCAGGCCUAUAAAAUCAGAUUUAGACAACUACUUGGAAGAUGGCUUAGAACUUUGUAGUGAAGGGCAGAAGUUUGAUGUGAUAGCAUGGUGGAAAAACAAUCAAGCCAAAUACCGCAUACUUUCAAGAAUGGCAGUGGAUAUUUUAUCCAUCCCUGUUAGUACAGUUGCUUCAGAGUCCACUUUCAGUGCUGGAGAAAGAGUAGUUCAUACAUAUCGAUCAAAAUUAGGGGUUGACACUGUGCAAGCUCUCCUUUGUGGUUCCAACUGGGUUCGCUGCCACUAUGGCUUGAAGGGAAGGGUUAAGGAGGAAGAAGAAGAUGAAGAGGUGGAGAUUUUCUUACCGAUUAUAUGAAAAAAUCUAAGUUUUUCUUCACAUGGAUGGCCCACUAGUCAAAAAAGUACCGAAACAAAAUAGUUU
This is a messenger RNA of Dendrobium catenatum, 1217 nucleotides long. Its product is annotated as zinc finger BED domain-containing protein RICESLEEPER 2-like. Bases 498 to 1151 code for a protein of 217 amino acids. Lineage: Eukaryota; Viridiplantae; Streptophyta; Magnoliopsida; Asparagales; Orchidaceae. Gene Ontology annotation, molecular function: protein dimerization activity; DNA binding. The record is from RefSeq and is a predicted model, not a curated record. The transcript is spliced from 3 exons.